CUCCCAUUGUCAGUGUAUUUCCCGCCCCACGCACACACUUGCACGUGCGUAUGGGCUCCGGCAGCACAUUGGAUACAUGGUAAUUUAACAUGAAAAUUAGAAAACAAAAGCAUUUAUGAGACAGAAUCGACUUCAAAGCCUUUGAAAAUUGCCUGAUCGAUUUAUGUUGUCUUGUUAUCUGUGAGUGAAACAUAUGAUUAUUCAUUUGUGGAUAAUGCAUUGUAAGCACACCCAAGAAGAGAUACUGAGGGUGAAAGUCUAGAAAAGAAAGAGCACGGAAACUUAUGUUUCUUGGCGAAGAAACCCAUUAACUUCAGAAGAAAGUGGGUGAUAACACAAACUGAGGGCAGCAAGAUGGUGCCAUUGUGAAAAGCGUCUUCCUGAUGCGAACAAAGUACAAGCAACUGAAAAGUAUGUGUCAUCCCAUGGAUGUUUAAAGAUUCUGAUUAUUUUUCCGAUAGCUGGCUCUUUUCUCGGGCAGUGUCAAAAAACAAUGGGAAAACUGCAAUAGAUAUGAGAGGGUUUAUACUUUGAAAUCCCCUGGAAAAAAACUUCAAAUGUGAUAAACUGCAGCAACUCCGCGACAAUGGUUUGGCCCGAAGCUGCUUCGCCGAGCGUCGGACUCGGCAACAGUUCUAGCAAUGACAACUGGGGGGAGAGCGUAGCCGCGGGCGAGCGGGCGUUCCUGGGAUUCGUGGGCGUGGUGAUGGCUCUAGUGGGCGGCAUUGGAAACGGAAUUGUAGUGGUUCUCGUUUGCAGAUCAGCUGCCAUGAGAUCUGCCAUCAACCUCCUGCUGGCCGCCAUGGCGCUGUCCGACACCGUCAUCCUUCUGCUGCUACUCCCCCUGGACCUCAUCACCUUGGCUGGAGGCGGGUGGCUCUUCCCCUCUCCCAUCUGCAGCACCCACGCCUUUCUGCUGAACGCCAUGCAGAUUCAGGGCGUGGCGGCGCUCUCCGUCAUCUGCGUGGACCGCUACAUCAUCAUCGUCCACCAGCAGGAGGUUCUUACCCCCUGCAUCACGUGCUGCAUCAUUGCAGUUUCCUGGGUGGUGAGUCUGGCCGUGUCCUUGCCGCCCUUCUUCGGCGUGGGCAUCUACACGUCCUUGCCCCUCCCCCCCGGACUGACCCACUGCGAGUGGCGGCCGAGGGAGGCGCGUCCUUCCGGCGACCUGGUCUUCGCCUCCUUCACCUUCCUCGUCAUCUACCUUCUACCGGUGCUCGUCAUGAGUUUCAGCUUCGCGGGGAUCCUCUUGAAAAUCCGCCAGAACUCCGCCAAGAUUCACUCGAGCGACAGCCGUAGAGACUCGUCCUACGCCGGUGUGAUUCCUGCAGCGCAGGGGGACGCGGUCAGCCCCACCUCCGCACGCCGGCCCCUCGUGACCGUUGACCUGCGAUACAAGACUCAGACGCUCACGACAGUCAUAGUCCUCUCCGUCGUGUUCUUCCUCUGGCGGUCGCCGCUGCACCUGUCUCAACUCGCGCACGCCUUCUCCAGCCAUCUCGACGUGAGCUACAAGGUGUAUCCGUGGUUCCUGUGGUGCGCCUACGUCCCGCCAGCUGUUAACCCGGUCAUAUACACCGCCAGAAUCAAGAAGUUCCGAAACGCCGUGGUGGACAUCUUCCCCUGCCUCCUGAGCCUCCUACCCUGCACCUCCUCGGCCCUCCGACGUCUUAGCAACCCCGGCACCAUCUACAUGAUCCACCAUCCGAGGAGAGAGUCUACAUAAGGUGCUGUAUCCCGCCUCUCUACGUCGAAGCUUCACACAGCUGCACAAUUAAGGCUUAUUCAUAAACUACAAAGUGAAUAUAUUGAAACGAUCCUUGAAUUUUGAAAGUGUCUGAGUCCAUUCUCUGCAAUGUAUUUCGAAGCGAAAAGUAAUUUCGAUUGAUUCUACCAGUUAGCGAUCAAUUGCAUGUGUCUAAACCGAAAAGCUGCAAUGUGCUUAUAUUUUGACUCCUCAGAUAUAUGUAAUCGCUGUUACUCUAUUAUAGGUGAAAUCAAAGAUGCAGCUGUUACAUCUUUGGGCUAGAUUCAGGAUAACCUUUCGAGCCGUAUGAUGAUAAAUGCAUGCUUUGCGCUGUAAUUUAUUUUUUGUCGAAAGAUAAUGCUGUGCAGGCACAGCUAAUGUGAUUAUUUAUUGAAUGUAAGGAAAUAUGUACGUUUUUAAUAGGUUCAACUAAAAAAUAAUUGGGCACCAAUGUAUAGAAUUAUAAGAUGUGAUUGUUAUUGUUUUGAGCAAUGUUAUCAUGCCUAUUCAAAGAAUAGCGGCCGGGUGAGAGAGAAAAAAUAUAAAAAAAACUGAUAAACACUAAAUACAUGUGUCUGACAAAUAACUGAACACCAAAAUUCUAAAUCUAAAGAAAUUGUUAUUCACAUUGAAGGAGACAUCAGACAAAAAUUCAACCCAUGCAUGUAAGCAUAACAAUUAGUGCUUUUCGGCGUCUAAACAACUUACAAAAUGCUCUGCGUAUUGUCAGUGAUUAGUACUACCUAACCACAUUAAUCUUCUGAAGCUGGAUAUUAUACUUUGAUAUACUUCAAUCUCGCAUUUAUAUUUCUCUAUACACAGUAAUACUGUGUAUUUAUUCAACACAUUGCAGAAUUUUGUUACUACGUGCACGAUUUGUAAUUGAAAGAAAGUUUAGUGUUAAAUACAUGGUGAUGGU
This is a messenger RNA of Penaeus monodon (black tiger shrimp), 2666 nucleotides long. Its product is annotated as high-affinity lysophosphatidic acid receptor-like. Lineage: Eukaryota; Metazoa; Arthropoda; Malacostraca; Decapoda; Penaeidae. The coding region runs from base 587 to 1726 and encodes 379 amino acids. The record is from RefSeq and is a predicted model, not a curated record. Gene Ontology annotation, biological process: G protein-coupled receptor signaling pathway. Gene Ontology annotation, cellular component: membrane. The transcript is spliced from 2 exons. Gene Ontology annotation, molecular function: G protein-coupled receptor activity.